This is a messenger RNA of Ceratotherium simum simum (southern white rhinoceros), 3200 nucleotides long. It is a transcript of the gene AASS, whose product is annotated as aminoadipate-semialdehyde synthase. Gene Ontology annotation, molecular function: saccharopine dehydrogenase activity. Gene Ontology annotation, cellular component: cytoplasm. Lineage: Eukaryota; Metazoa; Chordata; Mammalia; Perissodactyla; Rhinocerotidae. The record is from RefSeq and is a predicted model, not a curated record.
GAAGCUCGGAGGCGGCGGGACGGGUCGGCGCCCCAGAGGGGACGAGUCACCAGGCUUCAAGAUGCUGCAAGUUCAUAGGACCAAACUGGGCAGGCUGGUGCUCAGCGUCUCCAGAGGGCUCCACCACAAAGCUGUGAUGGCCUUGAGGCGGGAGGAUGUGAACGCCUGGGAGAGAAGGGCGCCUCUGGCUCCCCGGCACAUCAAAGGGCUCACCAACCUGGGAUACAAGGUCUUAAUUCAGCCUUCAAAUCGGCGGGCCAUUCAUGAUAAGGAUUAUGUCAAAGCUGGUGGCAUUCUUCAGGAGGAUAUCUCUGAAGCUUGUCUAAUUUUGGGAGUUAAAAGACCCCCAGAGGAAAAAUUAAUGUCCAAGAAGACUUAUGCCUUCUUCUCCCACACAAUCAAGGCUCAGGAGGCCAAUAUGAGCUUGUUGGAUGAGAUUCUAAGACAGGAAAUCCGACUUAUUGAUUAUGAGAAAAUGGUGGAUCAUAGAGGACUACGGGUGGUGGCGUUUGGACAGUGGGCAGGUGUGGCAGGGAUGAUCAACAUUUUACAUGGAAUGGGGUUAAGGCUCCUUGCUUUGGGACAUCACACACCUUUUAUGCACAUUGGCAUGGCUCAUAACUACAGGAACAGCAGUCAGGCUGUGCAAGCUGUCCGUGAUGCUGGCUAUGAAAUAUCUCUGGGUUUGAUGCCAAAGUCCAUAGGGCCCUUAACAUUUGUGUUCACAGGGACUGGUAAUGUAUCGAAGGGAGCCCAAGAUAUCUUCAAUGAACUACCUUGUGAAUAUGUGGAACCACAUGAAUUAAAAGAAGUUUCCCAAACUGGAGACCUGAGAAAAGUGUAUGGGACGGUGUUAAGUCGCCAUCAUCAUCUUGUCAGGAAAACAGAUGGUGUAUACGACCCUGUAGAGUAUGACAAGUAUCCUGAGCGCUACAUGAGUCGUUUUAGCACUGAUAUUGCACCCUAUACAACUUGUUUAAUUAAUGGAAUCUACUGGGAACAAAACACCCCUCGUCUACUAACCCGCCAAGAUGCUCAGAGUCUCCUGGCUCCAGGCAAGUCCUCAGAUCCUGGUGUUGAAGGCUGCCCUGCAUUACCUCACAGACUUGUGGCAAUAUGUGACAUUUCAGCGGACACAGGAGGAUCUAUAGAGUUUAUGACUGAGUGUACAACAAUAGAGCAUCCCUUUUGUAUGUAUGAUGCAGACCAGCACAUUAUUCAUGACAGUGUUGAAGGCUCUGGGAUUCUGAUGUGUUCCAUUGACAAUUUGCCGGCAGAGCUUCCGAUUGAAGCCACAGAAUACUUUGGAGACAUGCUUUACCCUUAUGUUGAAGAAAUGAUAUUAUCAGAUGCGACACAGCCUCUUGAAAGUCAGAAUUUUUCUCCUGUGGUGAGAGAUGCAGUGAUUACAUCCAAUGGUACAUUGCCUGAUAAGUAUAAAUAUAUCCAGAAACUCCGAGAGAGCAGGGAACGUGCUAAGUCACUCUCAGGCACCAAGAAAAAGGUCUUGGUUCUUGGAACUGGUUACAUAUCUGAGCCUGUAUUGGAGUACCUGUCAAGAGAUGACAAUAUAGAAAUAACAGUAGGCUCUGACAUGAAGAGUCAAAUGGAAGAAUUAGGCAAGAAAUAUAAAAUUAAUCCUGUUUGCAUGGACAUUGGUAAACAAGAAGAGAAGUUGGGCUUCUUGGUGGCAACACAGGAUCUUGUCAUCAGCUUGUUGCCUUAUGUCUUGCAUCCUGUUGUGGCCAAGGCAUGUAUCACAAACAAAGUUAACAUGAUCACUGCAAGCUACAUAACACCAGCGCUAAAAGAGUUAGAAAAGAGUGUGGAAGAUGCUGGCAUCACAGUCAUUGGCGAAUUGGGAUUGGACCCCGGUCUUGAUCAUAUGUUGGCGAUGGAAACAAUAGAUAAGGCCAAAGAAGCGGGAGCCACGAUUGAAUCUUAUGUUUCCUAUUGUGGUGGGCUUCCAGCCCCUGAACAUUCAGGCAAUCCUUUGAGAUAUAAAUUCAGCUGGAGUCCAGUGGGAGUUUUGAUGAACAUAAUGCAGCCUGCCACCUAUCUGCUCAAUGGAAAGGUUGUGAAUGUUGCAGGCGGGGUCUCCUUUCUUGAUGUGGUUACUCCCAUGGAUUAUUUUCCUGGAUUAAAUUUGGAAGGCUAUCCUAACAGAGACAGUACAAAAUAUGCCGAGAUCUAUGGCAUUCCGUCUGCUCACACUUUGUUGCGGGGGACACUGAGAUACAAGGGAUAUGCCAAAGCCUUGAAUGGAUUUGUAAAAUUGGGUCUUUUAGACAGGGAUACAUUCCCUGCCCUUGGACCUGAGGCCAACCCUGUCACCUGGAAAGAACUCCUCUGUGAUCUAGUUGGGAUUUCACCCUCCUCCAAGCAUGAUGUGCUUAAAGAAGCUGUCCUUAAGAAACUAGGAGGAGAUGAUACUCAGCUGGAGGCUGCUGAAUGGUUGGGCUUACUUGGGGAUGAACAAGUCCCUCCAGCAGAAUCUGUUGUGGAUGCGCUCUCCAAGCAUUUGGUCACGAAACUUUCCUAUGGCCCUGGAGAGAAAGAUAUGAUUGUGAUGAGAGACAGCUUUGGAAUCAGACAUCCUUCUGGACAUCUAGAAAGUAAAACUAUUGAUCUUGUGGUUUAUGGGGAUGUCAAUGGCUUUUCAGCCAUGGCUAAAACUGUGGGGUUACCCACUGCUAUGGUGGCCAAGAUGUUACUUGAUGGUGAAAUUCAAGCUAAAGGUCUGAUGGGGCCCUUUUCAAAGGAGAUCUAUGGACCAAUAUUGGAACGGAUUAAAGCAGAAGGCAUUGUAUAUACUACACAGAGCACAAUGAAACCAUAAUUGAAAAUUACAUUUUGUUCUUAUCUUUCCAGGCAACACAGCUAUGGACAUUUAUGCAAUGAACAUGCUUGCUAAUGUGCUAUUUUAGAGCAUAAUAUGUUUUGAUUAAGUCAAUGCAAUGGCAUUUUUGAAAUAUCUAUCUCUAUUUUAAUAUGAAACCAUUUGAAACAGGAGAUGCCAGUAAUUACCAGAUAACUUUAAUAAUUCUACCAUGUAUUUUUUUUCCUGUGUAUGUAAAAAUGAUAAUGAUAGUGCUAUUCAUUAAUUUAUUGUGCAACUUUUUUCUUACAAGAAUAUUUUUUCCUAUAAUCAGCAGAUAAUGUUAUAUCUUUUUAGUAAGAAAAAAUUUCCUUAGGCAGCU